AUGGGCACAUUCCAAGCAUUAACCUUGCCGAUCCUGGUGUCGUCUGUGGUCAGUCUUUACUUCCUGGAGUGGACGGACGUGUUCAAGCCAGUGAAGUCUGGCUUCACCUGCCAUGACCGCAGCCUGAGUCUGCCCUACAUCGACCCCAACCAUGAGGUCAUCCCUCUGCUGAUGCUGCUCAGUCUGGCCUUUGCUGGACCUGCCAUCACGAUCAUGAUUGGUGAAGCCAUCCUGUUCUGCUGUCUGUCUCGGAGUAAGUGUGGAGCAGGAGCAGAGGCCAACAUCAACGCUGCAGGCUGUAACUUUAACUCCUUCAUACGCAGAGCUGUCCGAUUUGUUGGUGUUCAUGCGUUUGGUCUCUGUGCCACGGCGCUCAUCACUGACAUCCUCCAACUGAUGACAGGAAACCCAACACCUUACUUCCUCACUGUGUGCAAACCCAACUACACCACACUGAACGUCACCUGUGAUCAGAAUCCGUACGUCUUGGAGGACAUUUGCUCAGGGGCGGAUCCCGCAGCCAUCAACCAGGGCAGAAAAUCCUUCCCAUCACAGCACGCCACGCUCGCCUCCUUUGCUGCUGUGUAUGUUUCGAUGUACUUUAACAGCACUCUGACAGACUCAUCCAAGCUGCUCAAGCCCCUGCUGGUUUUCUCCUUCAUCAUGUGUGCCAUCAUCUGUGGUCUGACCAGAAUCAUCCAGUACAAGAACCACGCCAUCGACGUCUACCUGGGCUUCCUGCUGGGAGGAGCUAUAGCUCUCUACCUGGGCUUGUAUGCAGUUGGAAACUUCCAACCAAGUGAAGAGUCCACCAACAGCCCCCCUCCAACGCUACAGCGACCACCCUGCUCCCUGCCUCAUAUAAGCCAAGAGGCUGUCCUCCACCACCUGCAAAUGAAAGCCAGCAUGGGUGGGGAGCCUGGAUUACCCACCUCCCACUCUGAGGGUCUCCUUCACCGAAGUCUUCAGCAGCAGAGGCCAGAAGACUGCCUGAACCGUCCCAGUGCUGAUGUCGAAGUGAUCGCCCCCCAUGGCCCUCAAAGCAAAGACGCCAUCAUGACCUUUAGCCACACACUUCCUCGUGUUCACACCCCACAGGCCAUCGCAGCUUACGAGGAAGCGGCCAGGCGUCACGCUGCCACCCUCCACCAUGCCUCUAUGGACUCCAGCCGCUCAAAGCAGCUUCUGUCCCAGUGGAAAAGUAAAAACAACAACCACAAAUGCUCCUUGCAGGUGCCAGACUCCUUCUCCUCUUCUGUGGACUCGUCAUCUGGCCAGUCCUCGCAGCAUCCACUCCACCACGGUAGCAUGGAGCUCCGAUCCAGCUCUGAACCAUCAGCUGUGGGUCUGAAUGGAGGCUUUGAUAGUCACGCAUACAUGUCCAAACUGGCCACAGGUUCCAGUACUACUCUGCCUAGCAACUGUAGUGGCAUCACUGGAGGAGCCAGGAUACCCAUGCAGUCCAGACCUGGCUCUUCACAGCUGGUUCACAUACCAGAGGAAUCUCACGAGAAUUACAACAGCAGCUCCCUGAGAACAGUGGCAGGAAAUGAAGGGAAUAGCAUAGUUCUGGCAAACUGGCAAAGGGCAGCAGAGAAGACAACAGCAUGCAGGACUAACGAUAACGGGCAGGACACUCAGCCAAAAAUCCUGCAGGUGAUUGCUAUGUCCAAGCAGCAGGGUCUACUACAGACUCAUUCCAAGAGCUUAGACGAGAGCAGCAUCAGCUGCAGCACCACUGGGCAUCACCAAGGCUCUGCUCGCUACAGAGUACUAAAUGACCAAGAACCUGCCAGCACCACAGGGCCUAGCUCUCUGGGCAGCACAACAGGCAGUAUUUCAGGGAGCACUGGAGCAAUCGUCAGGGUAGAGGCCCACCCAGAAAACCACAGACCUGUGAUCCAAGCUCCAGCCACAGAUGGAAGUGGCUCAUGGAGAUGGCGGUCCCUGGACCACGGCACCGGAGCUGGUGGAGGUGCAGGGACGAGUGGCGCAGGAGUCGUCGGGAGUUUGAAGCAAUCCUUUGAACUCAAUGAUCUAAACAGAGACUCCGAGAGCUCAGACUCGAUACGUGAAGGGUCCAUUGAAAGGAAGCGUGCCAAUCACAUCAUGACCACCACUGCCACUGUUAGCACCCCACCAAUAGUUACUGUCCACACCCAGAACACUGGCCAGUCAGAGCAGAGGGUCCAACCACAGGGCUUCUCUACGAUCAGGGUCACUCCAGGAGAUGCAAGUGGGUCUGGGUCUGGAGGAGGAGAGAACAUGUCAGAAACCCUCUCACUCGCCUCCAGCCGUGAGUCAACACUGAAGAGAAAAGGCAAUAACAUCAUCCUGAUCCCAGAGAGAGCCAACAGUCCUGACAAUGCCCGCAAUAUUUUCUACAAAGGAACGUCCAUAACUCCUGUUUUCAAGGACUAACGUAAAAACUGAGUGGUGACCCCUGAGCAGAUGUAGCUAAUAAUGCCACACAGCAGCAGCAAUUUUCAGACAACCCCACAACUGUGACACAAGUUAGUAUUACCUGCCAUUGUGUACACAUAUAUAUGUCAUAACUUCAACAGAAAAUGUUGUAUCCAGCAUGAGAUUUUUGUACAUGUUUACACUAAAGCACAACCUUUUAAGUGUUGUAGAAAUAAUCACUGUGUACUUUUGUGGUCACUCCUAAGGAAAGCUGUUGUAAUGUUAAUGCUGUGCCAGUGCUUUGGUGAGAAGAGAACCUUUUUUAAAUAGUUCUGUAUGUUUCAGAUAUAAAUCAUCUCAAAAACAGAAAAAAAGAUGGUUGAACUGUAGCAAAUUACAGCAGAAAUGACUGAGUUGUAGCUGUGAAACCAGUCUUUCCCUCCCUGGUGCUACAAGAGAAGAUAAUAUUUACUAUAUAGUAUAUAAAAUAAUUUGAGAAGAAAAAGACGAUUUAAUUUUAUAAAGAGUGAACAACUAUGAUGUUAAUAUGUGACAGAUAUGUUUUGUAUUUUGUCUCUUUUCUGUACAGAUACCACAUACUCAAUACUGUUUUGAACCAUAAGUGUGCUUAGCAUUCCUUCUGUAGCUAUGAAGUCAAAUAUGCGGUGACUUGCACUGAAAUAUGUGUUUACUGUACCUUGUGUACUGUAAACUCUAACCUUACCUUCAUAUCCUGUAAUUGUGUCCAUGCCACUCUAUUAUCUGUAGCACACAAUGCAGCAAAUCACUGGAAUAGACAAGAACUUUCCCAACUCAUAGAGCAAUGAUGACCUCAAGCUAUCCCACUGACUUUAACAGGGUUUUGGCUGAAUUUGCUACAGGACGUGACAUUUUGCAACAUUUACAGAUGCAGUUGCAUGUUGCGGCUGAACAUCUCUCACCUCACCCUUCCCUUCCAAGUGUGGUGGAAAACCAAUGUAGCCUUCAGAUUAACAACAAGACUCAAAAGUUUUUGUAAAAAUAUUGUGGCCCAAAAUGGCAGCCUCUGUUGAGCUGACCCAGAAUAAAAGGCUCAUUCUGGGGUUAAUCAGUUGAUCAUACACUUAUAUACGUUAUCUUUGUAGCUUUUUGAAGAAUACUGCUGUCAUAUCCUAACAUCAACAGGGUCAAACAUUGGUGUAGUUCUUUUAUGGGCAUCCAUAAUAAAUAGAUAAAUAUAAUAUCUAUACAUUUUUGUGCAGUAUCCAGUUAAAGCUGCCAUAAUAGCAACGUCAUCUAUUGACAAACCUGUGGCCAGACCUGGGCCACACUGGAAUGCAUGAGCGUCAUCAGAUUAAAAGGAGCUACACAUGUCGAUGCAUUACACUUACACUUAAUGGUUUGUGGCUUACAGCAAAAUGAUCUCUGAAAACACUUUCAUGGUCGAUUUCUGUCAAACGUGUCACAAACAACAUUUUCUGCAUCAGUUUCAAAGUUUCUGUUUCCUGAACCCAUUCAUUUUAUUAAACUAUAUAUAAAAUAUUUAUAGGACAGGCAGAAGCUUGGCUUCUUACAGAAGAGUCCUGCCAUUUAGCUGAGAACAGAGACGUAUAUUAUUAAUGGCAAUUUUCAAAGGCAAAGCUCAUCCAGUGUGAACCAGGUGUUAUUGUUGCGUCAGGCUUCCCCUCCCUCCUCACUACAUCACCCUCAUAAAUGCCUUUGGUGAGAGGCGUGGCAUUCAUUCACCUUGACAGAGUUCUGGCUUCUGUUUGGAUAAAGUGUUGUGGGCUACGGAGACCCGUGUGAAAGCUUAACUAUUAAAACUAACUUAAACUUCAAACAGACAGCAGCUUGAAGCCACACAAAAUAAAGGAAAUUCAAAAAUCAAACCUAUUUGAAUAAAAAAAAAAAAACAGAUUUACACAUGCACUAAUCAGAACCAGAUCUUUUUGGAAAGAAGCAUAACUUCAACUUUAACAUCACUAACAGUAAAUAGAUGUUUAAUUUGACACUGAUGAUGAUAAUAAUAAUAAUAACAUGAUUUGCAAUUAAUUAACUUUCAGAUUCUUGGUCCAUUUUUGUUCCAUUUAACAUGACCUCACCUGGUCACCACGACCUCACCUGGUCACCACGACCUCACAUGGUCACCACGACCUCACCCUGGUCACCACGGUCUCACCUGGUCACCACGGCCUCACCUGCAGCCAAACAGAAUUUUGUUGUAAUGUCCGCUGUAUUCUUGUACAAAGCUUCUUAAUCUUAAUCUGGUCACCAUGACCUAAAUUUCAAUAAUGACUCAUUUACAAACUAAAGCUAAGCUUUGGUUUGUGCCUCUGACUAAUACAAACUAAUCAAAACAUACCGUUGUCACAACAUUUAGCCGCUCUAACCCCAUGUGAACUUUUCCACUUCUCCCCAGUAUUUCUGCUCAGCUGAAUACAACACACUGUAUGUGGUAUUUUGUGAAGAGAUCACUCACACAGAUCUUCUGACUGUGGGCCAAACAACUAACAAAUACAUUUCCCAAAACUUUCUUCCUUUCUUUAAAUCACACAUUCAAGCUAAAGGUAGAAAAAGCACAGCUCUGUAAAGCAGAAGCAGAGCAAUGAGGUAACAUAACAUUUGCAGGUGCUACAUGUAGCAUUUUUCAACAAGAAUAAACAAUAAUGCUGUCAAAAUAUUAAUACCUCAGUAUAGUGAUCAUGAAAUGAAAAUGUUUUGCCAUCUUUGGCCUGUAGGUGGCAGGUCUUUAUCUUUUUUUUUUUACUCCCAUUCUGUCCCAGUGCUGUAAAGUUAUUUCCAUUUGUGCCAUAAAGUAACCAGCAAAUUUUCUACCAAAUCUAAGCCAGUGUUUCAGAUGAGAGGCCACUUAAAUAUUGUUUUAUACAUAGUUAAAGAGCAGUGAGUCGUAACAAAAAAGGUUGAGAAGUGUUGAAGAAACUGUUGGUUUACAUCUCGGAGGUAAAAUUAGAACCCAGUGGAUAAACAGUAAAUGUGAUAGAAACACUCUGGGAUUGGCAUUCACGAAAAAAAGAACA
Molecule: messenger RNA, 5420 nt
Organism: Solea senegalensis (Senegalese sole)
Lineage: Eukaryota; Metazoa; Chordata; Actinopteri; Pleuronectiformes; Soleidae
Gene: plppr4b
Product: 2-lysophosphatidate phosphatase PLPPR4
Exons: 7
Coding region: 1-2421 (806 amino acids)
Biological process (GO): phospholipid metabolic process; axonogenesis; phospholipid dephosphorylation
Molecular function (GO): phosphatidate phosphatase activity
Source: RefSeq, a predicted model, not a curated record